Molecule: messenger RNA, 3929 nt
Organism: Mercurialis annua (annual mercury)
Lineage: Eukaryota; Viridiplantae; Streptophyta; Magnoliopsida; Malpighiales; Euphorbiaceae
Product: villin-3
Exons: 24
Coding region: 520-3444 (974 amino acids)
Biological process (GO): actin filament severing; cytoskeleton organization
Molecular function (GO): actin filament binding
Source: RefSeq, a predicted model, not a curated record
CGUAAUUAUAACCUUAUCUCUCUCUCCCCAUCUCCAUCAUUUUUCAGCUAAAUUAUCAGAAAUCUAUUCUUCUUCUACCUCUUACCAAAUUACCACACUACAAAAUUAAAUAAUACAUAACAGUAAGAAUAAAUAAUAAUUAAUAAUCCAGUCCUGUUGAAAAGUUUCAAUAGAGAGAGAAAAUAAAAUACACAACACAGAGAGCAAUAAUUAAGUUUUCCUUUUAAUUUCUUGCCUUUUCUCUGUUUAUCAUUUCAUUUCUUUUGCUUUAUUUGCCAGCUUUUCUUUACCUCGUUUCUUUCUCAUUCAUUCCUCCUCUAUUGUCUCUCCUCUCUUCACACAUAAAAUUAACUCAUCUUCUUCACGUUGACAUAUACUUCACACAAACUUACAGGUUUUCAGCGAGCUCUGUGCUCUGCAGUUUCUAGAUACGGGAGAGGAUAUAGCCGGUGUUUUACACAUUGUCAAAUUUGACUUCUCUGUAAAAGCAGUUAUAACUUAUAAGGAAAAAUUUCAGCAAUGUCUAGCUCUACUAAAGCUUUGGAUCCUGCAUUUCAGGGAGUGGGUCAGAGACUUGGGACUGAAAUUUGGCGAAUUGAGAAUUUUCAGCCAGUGCCCCUGCCAAAAUCUGAUUAUGGAAAAUUUUACAUGGGGGAUUCUUACAUUGUGUUGCAGACAUCCCCUGGCAAAGGAGGGGCUUAUCUGUAUGACAUACAUUUCUGGAUUGGAAAAGACACAAGUCAGGAUGAAGCUGGAACAGCUGCUAUCAAAACUGUUGAACUUGAUGCUGUUCUUGGAGGACGUGCUGUUCAAUACCGAGAACUGCAAGGCCAUGAAUCGGACAAAUUUUUGUCCUACUUCAAACCUUGUAUCAUACCAUUAGAAGGGGGAAUUGCUUCUGGAUUCAAAACACCUGAGGAAGAAGUAUUUGAAACACGGUUGUAUGUGUGUCGAGGAAAACGUGUAGUUAGAAUGAAGCAGGUCACCUUUGCUCGUUCUUCACUGAAUCAUGAUGAUGUAUUUAUCUUGGACACUGAGAACAAGAUCUAUCAGUUCAAUGGUGCAAAUUCCAAUAUCCAGGAACGGGCUAAGGCCUUAGAAGUAAUUCAGUAUUUGAAGGAAAAGUAUCAUGAGGGGACAAGUGAUGUUGCAAUUGUUGAUGAUGGGAAAUUAGACACCGAGUCUGAUUCUGGUGAAUUUUGGGUUCUCUUUGGCGGCUUUGCUCCAAUUGGAAAAAAGGUUAUCAAUGAAGAUGAUGUUGUUGCAGAGGCUACUCCUGCUAAAAUAUAUAGCAUCACAGAUGGUGAUGUGAAGCCUGUAGAAGGUGAAAUUUCCAAAGGCAUGUUAGAAAACAACAGAUGCUAUCUUCUGGAUUGUGGUGCUGAGGUGUUUGUUUGGGUUGGCCGUGUAACUCAAGUGGAAGAGAGAAAAGCUGCCAGCCAGGCUGCUGAGGAUUUUCUUACAAACCAAAAUAGGCCAAAAUCUACUCGAGUUACCCGAGUUAUCCAAGGAUAUGAGACCCGUUCAUUUAAAUCAAACUUUGAUUCCUGGCCAGCUGGUUCAGCAGCUCCUGGUGCAGAAGAGGGAAGAGGAAAAGUUGCAGCUUUGCUGAAGCAACAAGGUGUUGGUGUCAAGGGCAUGUCAAAAAAUGCUCCUGUUACUGAGGAAGUCCACCCAUUGCUUGAAGGAGGUGGAAAGAUGGAGGUAUGGUGCAUUAACGGUAAUGCAAAGACUUCAUUGGCAAAGGAGGACAUCGGUAAAUUUUACUGUGGAGACUGCUAUAUCAUACUUUACACCUAUCACUCUGGUGAUAGGAAGGAAGAUUACCUUCUUUGCUGUUGGUUUGGAAAGGAUAGCAUAGAGGAGGACCAAAAGACUGCUGUUAAGUUGGCCAAUACAAUGUCAAACUCAUUAAAGGGCAGACCUGUUCUGGGUCAUAUUUUUCAAGGUAAGGAGCCACCACAGUUCAUUGCACUUUUCCAACCAAUGGUUGUCCUCAAGGGUGGUGUCAGCUCUGGAUACAAGAAAUUCAUCGAAGAGAAAGGACUAACAGAUGAAACCUAUACAACAGAGUGUGUUGCACUAUUUCGGAUAUCUGGAACUUUAGUUCAUAACAAUAAGGCUGUGCAAGUUGAUCCGGUGGCGACAUCAUUGAAUUCUACAGAAUGUUUUCUUCUGCAAUCUGGUUCUUCAAUAUUCACAUGGCAUGGGAAUCAAAGUACCUUUGAGCAGCAGCAGUUAUCUGCAAAAAUUGCUGAAUUUUUGAAGCCAGGAACUACUUUGAAACAUGCUAAAGAAGGAACUGAAAGCUCAGCCUUCUGGUUUGCACUUGGGGGCAAACAAAGCUACAUCAGCAAAAAAGCUUCUUCAGAAAUUAGCAAAGAUCCUCACUUGUUCAGUUUCUCAUUCAAUAAAGGAAAAUUUCAGGUUGAAGAAAUUUACAAUUUCUCUCAAGAUGACCUAUUGCCUGAGGAUAUUUUGAUACUUGAUACUCAUGCUGAGGUGUUUGUUUGGGUUGGUCAAUGUGUAGAUCCCAAAGAAAAGCAGAGUGCUUUUGACAUUGGCCGGAAAUACAUAGAAAUGGCUGCUUCUUUAGAUGGUUUGUCUCCAAAUGUGCCUCUGUACAAAGUUACUGAGGGAAAUGAACCAUCAUUUUUCACAACAUACUUCUCAUGGGAUCCCACAAAAGCCAUGGUUGCAGGAAAUUCAUUCCAAAAGAAGGCUGCACUACUUUUUGGUGCAGGACAUCAUGCUGUGGAGGAUAAGUCCAACGGAAAUCAAGGAGGACCAACUCAAAGAGCUUCUGCUCUAGCUGCCUUAAACAAUGCAUUUAACCCAUCUUCUGGGAGGACAGGCUCAGGUCAAGAUAGGUCCAAUGGUUCGAAUCAGGGAGGGCCAACACAAAGAGCUUCAGCUUUAGCUGCUUUGAAUUCUGCCUUUACUCCACCCUCUGGACCCAAAUCAACUACCUCAAGGUCAUCUGCUGCAGGUCAGGGAUCACAAAGAGCUGCAGCUGUAGCUGCUCUUUCACAAGUUCUUACAGCUGAAAAGAAAACACCUGGAAGCUCUCCCUCGCGCAGUCCUCCACCAGAAACUACUUUAUCUGCUGAAACUAAGAGUGAAAUUUCAGAACUAGAAAGUUCUGAAGAAGUUAAGGAAACGGAGGAAGCUGAAUCUGUUUCUGAAAGUGUUGGGGAGGAUUCAGAGCCUAAAGAAGAUGCCGAGCAGGAUGAGGCUGUUACUCAGAGCACUGAAAAUAAAUUCAGCUAUGAUCAGCUGAAGGCUCAUUCUGAGAAUCCUGUAACCGGAAUUGAUUUCAAACGGAGAGAGGCCUAUCUGUCGGAGGAGGAUUUCCAGAGUAUAUUUGGGACGGCAAAAGAAGCUUUCUACAAAUUGCCAAAGUGGAAGCAGGACAUGCAGAAGAGGAAAGUUGAUUUAUUUUAGAUAUCACACAAUCGAAAAGGAAUGAUAUCUCUGCUUUCGAAUGCCUCCAACUUCUGCACAGCCUCAUUCAUUAUGAUCUUCUUCGCUGCUCUAUCGAAAAAGUUGUGAUUUCUUUUUUGGCUUGUUUUGUGUAGCAUUUUUAGUAUUUGCCCCUUUGAUGAGUCUAGCUGUGAUUAGUAUUGCAUAUCCAUAGUUGUUGUGAUUAUGCUUGAAGAGUGAUGUUUUUUUGCCCUUUUCAUUUUCUUUUUGCUUCUAAAUCCGCUGCUGCCUCUCUGUAAUGAUACCACAUUGUAGUUUUACAGGCAGUUUGGCAGGUCAUUCUUUCAUUUGGUCAGUAUUGCAUCUCAUAUGGGAUUUUAUUUAGACCCUUUUAAUUUUCUUAUUUUCCUACUUAAUUAUUUGGUAAGUGGAAAAGAGGGUAUAUGUAUUUGCAUUUGGUAUGUACUUAACAAUAUUCAUGAAUGAAAAUUGGUUGUUUGAAAUAA